AUGGGCGUCAAAAUAGAGAUAUUUAGGAUGAUGUUAUAUUUGUCUUUUCCGGUUGCGAUGUUCUGGGUCUCAAACCAAGCCGAAUAUUUUGAGGAGUAUGUCAUCAAAAGAAAGAGAGAGAUUUUUCCUCCAGACGAAGAAACCCAUAGAAAAGAGUUGGAGGACUUCAAAGAAAAAAUGCGUACUCGCAGAGAGAAACGGCUGUUUGAGGAAUCUGAAAACUAA
Molecule: messenger RNA, 225 nt
Organism: Knipowitschia caucasica
Lineage: Eukaryota; Metazoa; Chordata; Actinopteri; Gobiiformes; Gobiidae
Source: the annotation of a GenBank genome assembly